UUAUACCAAAAGAAAUGCGCCACAGUCUUUAUUUUAACCCACUUUUACAAUCAAGACUGAGGUGACCUGCUCCUGAAACCUUCGCCUCUCUUACUUCUGAUCAGUUCCAAGUGACUCAAAGAAGACCUCACCAUGGUGUCAAUGGGAAUACAGAUGGUGGGCUUUUCCCUGGCGAUCCUCGGUUUCCUGGGGACCAUCAUUGUGUGUGCCCUGCCAAUGUGGAAGGUCACAGCCUUCAUUGGAGCAAAUAUUGUGACAGCGCAGGUCAUCUGGGAAGGUUUGUGGAUGAACUGUGUGACGCAGAGCACAGGCCAGAUGCAGUGCAAGAUCUAUGAUUCUCUGCUGGCUCUACCCCAGGACAUUCAGGCUGCCAGAGCUCUUGUGGUCAUCGCCAUCAUCGUUGCUGUCUUUGGGGUCGUCCUGAGCAUUGUGGGAGGCAAGUGCACCAACUUUGUGGAGGAUCCAAGUGCCAAAGCAAAGGUGACCAUUGCUGCUGGAAUUGUCUUCAUUUGUGCCGGUGUUCUCAUCCUCAUCCCCGUCUGCUGGUCCGCCAACAGCAUCAUCAGGGAUUUCUACAACCCCCUCUUGAUCAGUGCCCAGAGGAGAGAGCUGGGAGCUGCACUUUACAUUGGCUGGGGCACAGCUGGGCUUCUCAUCCUGGGUGGUGCCCUCCUCUGCAGCUCCUGUCCACCCAAAGAGAGCCCAGAGUAUCCAGUCAAGAAACCUGUUCCCAGAUCCACAGCCACCAGCCGCGGCUACGUCUGAGACCAUUCUUCUGAAACAGACGGCAAAUAAUUUUACUUUUCUUCAGAAACCCUCCUUCAUUGUCAGUUUUUUUUAUAGCACCACAAGUUGUGUCUGAUUUAUUUUUUUUCAAACUGCUCUGGCAAGAAAAAGUUAUUUUUGUAUCAAACCUAAUUUUCCUCUGAUUGUUUGCAAUGAACUGAUACAUUGUGAAUUAAUUGUAUAAAACAUUUUACAAAUAUCUUGUAAUAAAACAAUUUUAGAAACGA
Molecule: messenger RNA, 1013 nt
Organism: Dicentrarchus labrax (European seabass)
Lineage: Eukaryota; Metazoa; Chordata; Actinopteri; Moronidae
Product: claudin-4-like
Exons: 1
Coding region: 133-765 (210 amino acids)
Biological process (GO): cell adhesion; bicellular tight junction assembly
Cellular component (GO): bicellular tight junction; plasma membrane
Molecular function (GO): structural molecule activity
Source: RefSeq, a predicted model, not a curated record